AAACUGUUAUACUGGAUAGGCAAUUUUGUGUAAUAGGCAUCGGUAUAUGCUGAACGCUGUAGCAUGUAAGAUGGCAUUGAGCAAGCAAGACAGCUCUAUGAGUUUGAUGCAAAAAGCAUUAUACCAGCAACACCUGGACCGUCGAUUUUGUGACCUCAUCGUGAAGAUAAAUGAUGAGGUGUUUCAUAUGCACAGUUGCGUGAUAGCAGCAGCUUGUCCGAAACUACAUGAUGUACUACAAGAAAGAAACAAUUUUCAUUCCGAGCCGUUAAACCAGGACCUUAAGUAUUUUCAGCAAGAGUCUUUUACGCCAACUUGUUUUUCGUUCCUACUAACGUUCAUGUAUACGGGUAACUUGCAGUGGGAAAAUAUGAAAAGCGAAGAUAUACAAGAUGCUUUCAUAGCCGCACAAUGGUGCGGUUUUGAUAAGAUUACCGAUGAAUGUCGCAAACUGAUGACAGAAUGCGAUGGAACGCAUAAAGAUGCGAUCGAACUUUGUGAGAAUGGUGAAAGUGAGGAAGGGAUUGGUGAUACACCAACCACCACAACUACUAUGGUUGUGUUGGCAAAAGAUGAUGAUGAAGAAAUGCAGCAAGUUGUUCCGUAUUGUUCAAAUGAUGAUAUUGGUGCUGUUGGGUCAGUGAAAAAACUCGCUGGCAUGUGCUAUGAAGACGCAAUGCAGAACCAAAACGUGAUAUACUGUAUGUUAUGUGCAGAAAUGUUCAGCGCAACAGAUGAUACACUGUUUAUAGAGCAUAUGGAGAAACAUGCUGUUCAAUCUGGGAUCACUCAUCACAGAUCUGCAGACACACAGUCUAUUAAGUCACUGUUGUCUAAAUACAAACCGAUUAACAGUGAUGAUGAUGAUAAUAUGGAAAACGGGGAGCAAGAAGAAGAUAUGUCAACAGUAGCAAUUUAUAUUGAUGAUGAGGACCAGGAAUAUCAGGAUCCAGAUGAAAAAGAUGUAAAAAAGAAACGACUCUUCGCGAAAUGUUUUAGUUGCCACUAUUGUCAUAAGCGAUUUACUUCUCAGAAGUCAAAGAAAACACAUUUAAGGACCUGUAAAGUGAAGUUACAUCGACAGAACAAAGUUGAUGGGGAAGAAGAAGAUGAUGAGGGGAAGAGAAAGCGUGGAUGGAGGGUUAAGGCUGUUCGGAAAUCUAAAGCUGUGCCAACGAAAAUGUGGUUGUGUCCAGAAUGCCCAACAUUGGUGUUUUACAAGAAGCGUGACCAAACAGCGCACAUGCGCACACAACAUGGAAAUACAAAGCAAUUUGUUUGCGAGGAAUGCGGUAAAAAGUUUCAGGGUAAAAGUGCUCUUAACUGGCACAGUCGGAUACACAGUGGUGAGAAGCCUUAUGUUUGCCAUCAUUGUGGUAAAGCAUUUACUGAGCUAAGGAGUCAGUUAGCUCAUGAGAGAGUUCAUACAGGGGAACGACCUUUUCUCUGCACAAUCUGUGGCAAAGACUUUUCUUUCCGACAAUCCCUUUCCCGUCAUAUGAAGUUUCAUGCUGGAGUAAGACCUUACCAAUGUAGCAUUUGUGGAAAAUCGUUUGUCUUAAAACACAACCUCACUGAGCACCAAAUUCGACACGAAAAGCACAAGCUCGUCAAGUGCCAGUCGUGCCUCGAGUCGUUCUAUAAUCAAGAACUCCUUAUGGAACACCGUCGGCAUCAUCAUAUGUCAGAAACUGGACCUGAUGUCAUUGAUAUGACAGUGCCCCCACACAAGAGACUACAGAUUUCUGAUGGAACUGAGCAAGACCAGUACAACAUGACGCUUGAAGACGCAAUUCUAGAAACAUACUAAAAGGGAUUUAAACUGUAAUGUAAAAAACCUUAGAGUUAUAUUUUGAUAGUCGUCAAAACAUAAUUAAGGCAAUUAUCUUGUAAAUACAGCAUUUUUACUGUUUCGACUCGCAUGUGUUAGCUAUAGUGCUCAUUUGUUUUGCUUGCUCCUCUGUCAUUCACAUUGUUGUGUUGUGUAUUUGGGCCAAUAUUUUAUUAUGAGCGUAUGUUGUGUGCUCGUAGUAUACUAACUGUUAUCGUGUACAGUUUCGUACCGAAAACUUGUCUUAUUUUUAUAGCUUUCUCUCAUUGUCUGUACAAUAUCGGAAAUAGGCGUAAUUUAAUUUUAA
Ciona intestinalis (vase tunicate) is the source of this 2138-nucleotide messenger RNA. The record is from RefSeq. Lineage: Eukaryota; Metazoa; Chordata; Ascidiacea; Phlebobranchia; Cionidae.